Messenger RNA from Paramuricea clavata, 273 nucleotides. The record is from the annotation of a GenBank genome assembly. NCBI's taxonomy places the organism in Eukaryota, Metazoa, Cnidaria, Anthozoa, Malacalcyonacea, Plexauridae.
AUGACGGAGGUAACGAAGGAAGCGUUAAACGAAGCGAAAAAGAAGCGGAGAUGUGCAAAAUCGAGUGUUACCAGGGCAGGAAAUGGCUUGGAUUAUUUAUUGAAAAAUGAGAGACCUAUACCGGAAGUUGAGGAAUCACUCGCUAAUUUGGAAGAUUUAUACAAGAAAUUGGUUGAAAAACACGACGAAUAUUUCAGUUGGUGGAUGGCGAUGAAGAAUUUGCAACUGAGGAAGAAUGGAUUAAAAAUUGUCAACAGAGGUUUAUGCAGAUAA